GGCGUCUCCCACGUGCUAAUUUUCCCCGCACGCUUCUUUCCCCAAAACGGAAACACGAAAUCCAGGGUUUGGGGUGUUCGCCUCCAUAAUCCGAUCGAUUACUACCAAUUUCUCCUUCGAUUUCCUCCCUCCUCUUCAAUUUUCAGGAUCCGCGUGUUCUCUCUCCGCGAUCGGGAUUUCGCAGUUGUGUGUGUCCCAUUGCCUCAGUUUCUGGAUUUCUGGGGUAAAUUAUGGCUUCCUCGGAUGAUGAGGAGGAGAUCGUGCCGGAGGCGGUGACAAAUUACUACUUUGUCGAUGGGGACGAGUCGCCCAUAUCGUUCGCGGUGUUGCCUCUCCACUUCGACGGUGGGGAGAAACCUAAUGAGUCGGAAAAUGAGGUUUUCUUGCAUGGCACUACCGACGGAGGGCUUCAGAAGGUGUAUAAGCAGGUCAGUGUGUGGAAGCUAGGGUUUCAAGAUGUGAAGCAACCUGAAAUAUCGGUGCUCUCGAAGGAGGACGGCAGAUGGAUGACUCUCUUGAAGCCGCGGAACAGCUACGAGCAGAGUUUCCGGACUAUCAUGGUCACCGUGCAGAUGCUCCACUUUCUCAGGAAGAAUCCGGAGUCGUCGGAGAAGAGCCUGUGGGAUCAUCUGCGCAAAGUUUACGUGAAAUUUGAAGUUAGACCUUCGGAGGAUGACUUGAGGGAUCAUCUUUCGCUCAUCAGGCUUUUUGCUGAGAGAGAUGAGACUUUAGGAAAAUCUGCGCUUCUGAUGGGGUUCCUUACGGACAAGCCCAGAAAGAAAUUUGGCGAGGGUCAAGAUGCUAUGCAAUCUUUUAUUGCUGACGAUGAUGAGGUUGAUGAGAUCAUGGAAGAUGAUAGUGGGGAUGAGUCUGAUGAAGAUUCUGAUCUUUUUGAUUCAGUUUGUGCUAUUUGUGACAAUGGUGGUGACCUUUUAUGUUGUGAAGGUAAAUGCAUGAGGUCCUUCCAUGCCACCAGGAGAGAUGGCGAAGACUCGUUUUGUAGAUCGCUUGGCUACACAAGGGCACAAGUAGAGGCAAUCCAAAACUUUCUAUGCAAGAAUUGUGAAUUGAAGGAGCACCAGUGCUUUGCUUGUGGAAAAUUGGGGUCCUCUAAUAAAGAAGUUGGUACUGCUGAGGUAUUUCGAUGCGUUAUUGCCACUUGUGGACGCUUCUACCAUCCCAAGUGUGUCGCCAAACUACUCUUUCCCAAGGAUGAAGCCGAAGCAUCAGAAUCUGAGAGAAAGAUUAGUUCUGGGACAACAUUUACUUGUCCUUCACAUUUCUGUGUUACCUGUCAAGGAAUGGAGGAUAAAGAAAAUGAUGACUUGCGCUUUGCAAUGUGCAGACGCUGUCCCAAAUCGUACCACAAAAAAUGCUUACCAAGUGAAAUUUGCUUUGAAGAUGAUGAAGAGGAAGGUAUUAUACAGAGGGCUUGGGACGAACUACUACCCAAUCGAAGAAUUUUGAUUUAUUGCCUAAAACAUAAAAUGGACGAAAAUAUUCGAACUCCAGUUAGAAACCAUAUUGUCUUUCCUGAUGAUCCUGAAAAGAAGACAGCUACAGAAGUCCAGAAACAGAAACUCCAGAAUUUGUUGAAGAAGAAAAAGCCAGUUUCUGAUGACUUGUCUUUAGAUCGGGCUUCUGUAAAACCGAGAAUUGUGAAAGAAAAGUUUAUAGCAGAAAGUAAACCAUUAGUCAAAAUUGCAAGAAGUGUUAAAACCCAGCAUCCAGUUGCCGCUCCCAAGAAAGUAAAGCCUAUGAAGGAGAAAGUACGCUCUGACUUGGAUAAAGCUGAGGGAACUGCUUCAGAAAUUGAUAAACAACCUAUGAAGGGGAAGGCAAAAACCUUAGCUGCACCCACUGCUUCUUCAACUCCUACAGGGAAAGUGAUACACAGCUCGUUUCCUGGUAUAGAUAGUGAGACAGAAAAGAAAAUCAUUUCUAUAAUGGAAAAGGUUUCCUCUUCUAUAAAAUUGGACAAUGUCAUCUCAAAUCGCACGAUGCCAUCAACUUAUGCAUACUCUGCAAAACACAUUGACAAAGUUAUCACACGCGGCAAGAUUGAGGUUUCUCUUGAGGCUAUACAAGCAGCAAUACAGAAAAUAGAUGAAGGGGGAAACCUCGAGGACGCAAAAGCUUUGUGUGAGCCUGAGAUUGUGAAGCAGUUGAUUAAGUGGAAUGGUAAGCUCAAAGUUUAUCUUGCACCUUUCAUUCAUGGGAUGCGCUACACUUCCUUUGGUCGUCAUUUUACAAAACCGGACAAGCUCAAGGAGAUUGCUGACAAGCUUCAAUGGUAUGUGCAACCUGGCGACACGAUUGUUGACUUCUGCUGUGGUGCUAACGACUUCAGUCUAAUAAUGCAAGAAAAACUCGAUGCAGCCAGGAAAAGGUGCAAUUACAAAAAUUACGAUGUUCUGCAGCCGAAGAAUGAUUUCAACUUCGAAAAGCGGGACUGGAUGAAGGUGCACCCAAAGGAACUACCCAUGGGAUCACAACUGAUCAUGGGGCUUAAUCCGCCAUUUGGUGUCAAAGCAGCCCUUGCGAACAAAUUUAUCGACAAAGCCCUAACUUUCAAGCCAAAGCUCCUUAUUCUUAUUGUUCCCCAGGAGACUCAGAGAUUAGAGAAGAAGAAGACUCCGUACGACUUAAUAUGGGAGGAUGGUGAAAUUCUACGGGGAAAGGCAUUUUAUUUGCCUGGAUCUGUCGAUGAUCAAGACAAGCAAAUUGAGCAGUGGAAUGUGAAACCGCCGGUACUCUAUCUAUGGAGCCGUCAGGAUUGGACAUUGAGGCACAUGGAAAUAGCAACGGAAAAUGGCCACCUAUCUCGAGAGUUCGAUGAGGCCCGUAUUGAAACUGAAUUCUUAGAGGACACAAUCCAAGUGGAAGAAGAAGCAGCGCUUUGUGUGGAGAAUCAUAUGGACGUGGAAUAUGAACAAGAAGGUUCUAAUUCUAAUGUGUCUGGGAAAGAUACUUGGAGGGAGGAUAGCGAAAUUGCGGUAUCACGUACAGAUUCUACUUCGAAAGUAAGAGAGAUCCAGAAGGAAGAUGCCAAUAUCGUGAAUGAAAAUGCGAACAAGGGUGAAGACAACAGGAUCCUUGGAUCCCGCAUUGAUGCAAAUUCGAAAGAAAAGGAGACAUGCGGGGAACAUGUCGAGAACGUAGGCUUCACAUGCAUAGAUUCUAAGCCAAGAGAGAAAGAGGCUUGGAGGGAAGACAGCAAGAGUUCAGGAUCCCGCGUAGACGCUAAUGCGAGAAAUGAAGAGAGAGGAAAUGAUAAGGGAUCCCGCGUAGACACUAAUGUGAGAAAUGAAGAGAGAGGAAAUAAUAGGGAUAUUGGAUCUCACUACAAGAGGAAAUCACCUGAAAACCAAAAUAGCAAGAAGCGUAAGAGGAGGAGGAGGCAGAGUAAAAUGGCGGAGGGACUACAGUUUGUAAAUAUAGAUGCUUUGUCGGACAUGAGCAUCUCUCCCACUGAUUCUAGAGGGAGAAACCAGCCUAUUGGCCAAUGCGUGUUGGAACCUAUCGAAACUCCCCUAGAGAGGUUGAAUCAAUAUGGGAGCUACUCCUUGCCCCGCCCGGAAUACGGAACUAUGCCAACUACUGGGCUUAACACAAGCGCCCUCGACGAUAAUAUUGAGGAGUUAGUGCGGAAGUACACUGCACCGAACAAUGAAGGAUUUUAUAGUGGCAAUUCCCACAAUUGGUCUGCCAGUGGCAUUGGAAUCGGAGACUAUCCGAGACGUACCUCGGAGGAACGGUACCCAGACUUUGCGAUCGGAAGCAGCACCGCCGAGCCCUUUCGAAGGAGCCCGUUUCUCGAUGAUUUCAAUGGCUUUGGGAGAUUGGGGGAUGCCCCUGGGGAUACAAGGGUGCCGCAGAGGUCGCAUGCCAUGCAAGGAGACGAUUACCUAGAACGGAACAACAGAUAUUCGUUUGGGGGUUUGGAACCAAGGGUUGGCCUGCCGAGCGGUGUUUUUCCAUCUUCGUCCUCGUAUGCGUUAUCGACACCGAAUGCAGGGACAUCGGCCAUGGAUAGGUAUGCGCCCCGCCUUGAUGAGACCAACUAUAUGAUGCCCGGAAACCAUGGCUAUCAUCACCAGGGAGUGAGCGGCACGUAUGACAUGCACGCCAUGAUGAGACGGGACAGCAUGCCGCCACCCGAUCCCAUGCCGGGAUUUAGGCCUAGGCCUCAAAACCCUUAUCCGCAUCACGGCUCGUCCGGUGGGUGGAUUGACGGCUGACUUUGGCGACUUGUUUGCGCCUUCGUUGUUCGUAUUACACCAUUCCGACAUGAGUAGCGCUUGCCGAGACUCGGUUGCUGUAAAUAGAUGUUAAGAAAUUAUCCUACAUUUUAGUUAUGUGUGUUUGUUUAUCACUUGAAAUUUCCUGUAGAUCUUUUAUCUCCUUCCUGUGCUGCUAUGUAUGUUAUAAUCUGGUUUUGAGCAAAGUUAUCAUUUGACUUAAAUCUUCCAGAGAUGAGAUUGAGGUGAAUCUUUUUGUGAUAGUGAAUCAACGCAUAAGCCUA
Molecule: messenger RNA, 4525 nt
Organism: Ananas comosus (pineapple)
Lineage: Eukaryota; Viridiplantae; Streptophyta; Magnoliopsida; Poales; Bromeliaceae
Product: protein ENHANCED DOWNY MILDEW 2-like
Exons: 19
Coding region: 231-4241 (1336 amino acids)
Source: RefSeq, a predicted model, not a curated record